AUGAGUAAAGUACAUGAAAAUGUUGGAUUGUUUAAUGAAUGCAAUCAUAAAUGGACUAUACCGGAAUGGUCCAAGAUACCUUUGAAAGCUAUUUUAAACAGUCAGGGCUUUAAUGUCGGAAAUCAUGAAUGGACUGUCCAGCACAUUGGGAUAUUUGUCAUGUCAAUGGGAAAAUAUUCAACAAGUGACAAAGGAGACUCUACCGAGAAAAUCAAAGUCUCUCUAUCUAUAAUUAAGUCUGGAAUGAAAUCUAUUGAUAAAGAAGGAGGAUCUUCAUACGGACGUGAAUAUCAGAAAGUCACUACAUUGCAAAAUUUGCAAAAAUAUCUCACGAACGACCGGCUCACUCUUUCUAUUGGUCUGGCUAUUGAACAAAAAAACAAAAACUCACUGGAUGGACCCCGCCCAUAUCCAAAACCCCAACCUCUCAAGUUCUAUGAUCAAGAUUUCAAAGACUUUCAAGAUGUUACUAUACAUGUAUUUAAGGACGAAAUUGAUGAGUCGGAAGAAAUUGAAAGCACUGAAGGAUUAACAUCAGAUGAAAAGGCCACAAUACAUAGCCACAAGUUUAUUCUGGCUGCAGAAUCUCCGUGGUUUAGGGAUAUAUUCCUUAGCGGCAUGAAAGAAUCUACCGAGAAUGAAGUGAAGAUUCGUGGAGUUGACCCAAUCAUAUUUCAAUUGAUUUUUGACUUUAGUUAUGGGAGGAAUAUAUACAUAAAUGACAGUACCCAUUGCAUAAACAUUCUCAAAGUUGCCGAUCGCUUCCAGUCCAAACGUAUCAAAGAUUAUGCCUUUUCAUGUUUGCGAGCUCAGAUCAACAAGUCCAACAUAUUUGAUAUCUGGGAAGCAUCAGAUUUGUACGACUGUGACGAAACCCGGGCCUUAUGCGAGGAAAAUAUGAAAAGUAGCUACCCGGAUAUCUUUAUGUCCCCGGGGUGGCUUUCUGCUAAUGAUAAGUGUGCUAUUAGCGCAAUCAAGAUAGAUGGCUUACAAGGAAUAAUUGAUGAGACAAGAUUCUACAAAGCAGUACUAGCAAGAAGAGAGUUUGCUAUCCAGGCAGUGAUUAACCUACGUAAAGCCAAAGAAAAGGAAUCUGAGGAGAAAAUCGCUAAAGCGCCACAUGUUACUCCCACUCCCAGUAAUGUGAAUAUAUACGAAGAAAUCCAAAAAGAAGCCAAAGAUAUCAAAGAAGAUGAUAAAGACAAUAGCUGUAAUUCAGAUACUCAGACAAAGACAGAGACAGAAAGGCUUGAAAGGCUAGAGAAUAUACGAUGGGAAAAAUAUAUUAAAGAGGAAUUGGAAGCUAUACAAAAGCAUUUUGAAAUUAUGAUUCGUAAUAUACGAUUCCAUCAAAUGGAGACAGAAUUUCUUGCCAAUACAGUUAGAAAGGAACGCGCUGUUAUGCAGAUACCCGGGAUCAAAGACAUAAUAUUUGAAGCGUACCGAGACAAAACCUUUCUUGGGAAAAAAGAGUUAUCAAAGAAGUAUAAAAGUCGAUCAAUUGAAUCGAAAUAA
Molecule: messenger RNA, 1515 nt
Organism: Phycomyces blakesleeanus NRRL 1555(-)
Lineage: Eukaryota; Fungi; Mucoromycota; Mucoromycetes; Mucorales; Phycomycetaceae
Exons: 7
Coding region: 1-1515 (504 amino acids)
Molecular function (GO): protein binding
Source: RefSeq, a predicted model, not a curated record